Molecule: messenger RNA, 1893 nt
Organism: Sodiomyces alkalinus F11
Lineage: Eukaryota; Fungi; Ascomycota; Sordariomycetes; Glomerellales; Plectosphaerellaceae
Product: F-box domain-containing protein
Exons: 2
Coding region: 1-1893 (630 amino acids)
Molecular function (GO): protein binding
Source: RefSeq, a predicted model, not a curated record
AUGCAACGACUGAAGCUUCAUAUGUAUAGCUUUUCAACGAGUAAUUCCCUAACUUACCUUACCCUUCGGCGGAUGCUAGCGCGAUGCAAACGCCAACGGGCGCUUCGUGAAUGCGACGGCCCCUCGCAUACAAAACGGCACUGCAUUCCCGAAGUGUGCCCCUCCCCGCCCUCAACAUCCCAGGACACACGAGACCGGCUCUCUUCCCUUUCUGACGAGAUCGUCCUCCGCAUCUUUUCGUAUCUCUCGAUACCGACUCUGCUGGACGUGUCCCUGGUUUCACACCAUCUCAAUAGACUCGCAUCCGACUCCCACAUUUGGCGCGCCCACUACUACUCGCGCUUCGUCCUCCCCCGAGCUUUGCGCAUCCCCGGCUUCCGCGACGGUUCCAAGCGACAUGGGAGUCGCCUGCAUUACUCCGCCCGGCGCACCUUCUGGGCCGACGGAGGCGGCGGAAGGCAAGGCGGGCUCGUCGACAUGGGGAGGCGGGGCACCGGCGGAGACGGCCCGUCCGUCGAUUGGAAGCGCCAAUACAAACUACGACAUAACUGGGCCAGGGGCAAGGCGACAGUCGAGGAGUUGGAUAUGAGCGGCGAUGAGACUGCGCCGAGGCGAACUUUAGUCAAGGUCGUCGAAGGCAUCGCCGUUACUGCUGAUACGUCGUCGGGGUUGCGCGCCUGGGACUUGAGGACAAAGGCGCAGAUUGUGCAGACCGCACUACAGGACGACGAUGAUCAGGUACCUGAGCCGACGUGCCUCGCCGUCGAUGACCAGCUCCUGGGCGUGGGGAAACUUGACAUAUGCCUGGGCUUUCUCGACGGUAGCUUUGGCAUCUGGAGACUGGACCUGCGCCGGAAUGAGAUGGAAAGGCGGUACCGGCAUGUCAAGUCAAGCAGCGGCGAGCUGAUCGGGGUGGCCUAUCAACAUCCUUUUCUCCUGACAGCUACAGAUUCCGUUUUGAUAUCCCUUUACGAUUUCGAUGGAGCCUUUCAUGACCGUAAAACGCCAGUCCGCAGGAGGAAAGUCCGACCAUCGAGCAGAACGCCUGGGGUUGGUAGCGGCGCAGGCAUUCUUGAUAUCGGGUACGAGUCUGAUGAGUCCGACGAGCUCGUUGAGGACGACACCGCCGGAAACAGCGCAUCGCUUCCCUCGCCCUUGCUUGUAACAUCUCUGAAAUCACACACGUCAAGAGCCCCGUUGGCUCUCUCCAUACGUCGCAUGGCCUCUUCGGUGGUCGCCUCCAUCGCUUACACUUUUCUAAACCGCGAAGGGUGGUCCAUUGGCAUUCAGGACCUCCACAUUCGUCAGAGCCAGACCGACAGGUCCGAAGUAGCCUCAAGCCGACUGGCGUACGCUUUGCCAGUCCGCUCAAGCCAAGGCUAUGCAUCCCCUCCAGCGACCCCUUCCAGGCAACCCGAGGGCUCUCUUCUUCGGUCACCGAACUCGACGACUGCGUCCCCCGACGGCCCCACAAGGCUCUGUUACUCCCAUCCAUAUCUCUUAGCGACACUCCCCGACAACACCCUCGUCCUUCACGUAUGCACGUCUAAUGCCACGGCCCUGUCUAUGUCGCCAGGAAUCCGCCUCUGGGGCCACACGUCAGGCAUCAGCGACGCGGAGAUCACGGCCAGGGGCAAAGCUGUGAGCGUGAGCUGCCGCGGCGAAGAGAUUCGCGUCUGGGAGCUGGAGGGACGGGCGGGAGGCAACAGCAUUGAGGUUCGACCGAGCGUGAAUCAGGAUGACAGGGACUUGGGCGGUGGGGAGGAACUCGCGGUACGCGCGGAUGAGUGGGACAAUCGACGUAACUGGGUCGGCUUCGACGACGAAAUGGUCAUAGUUCUGAAAGAGGCGCGGGGUGGCCGGGAGAGCCUCGUUGUAUACGAUUUUACGUGA